Mytilinidion resinicola is the source of this 1170-nucleotide messenger RNA. Its product is annotated as NAD(P)-binding protein. Gene Ontology annotation, molecular function: oxidoreductase activity. The transcript is spliced from 4 exons. The coding region runs from base 1 to 1170 and encodes 389 amino acids. The record is from RefSeq and is a predicted model, not a curated record. Gene Ontology annotation, cellular component: cytosol. NCBI's taxonomy places the organism in Eukaryota, Fungi, Ascomycota, Dothideomycetes, Mytilinidiales, Mytilinidiaceae.
AUGACUACGGAUCCUAUUCAAUUACUGCCUGCGGACUACUUCGUCACGACACAUCAGUUUACCAAGGCGGUACACCGUGACCAGUACCCUUCGAUAGACCCGGCAUCGCCCAAGCUGUCACAGAAAGGAAAGACUGUGAUCGUCACCGGCGCUAGCCAGGGAAUAGGCAAGGCCAUUGCCCUUGCAUUCGCGAAAGCAGAUGCGGCCCGAAUCGUUCUUGCGAGUCGCAGCGGCCAGAAGCUCGGGGCAACUAAGCAGGAGUUGCUCAAAAUCAACCGCAAUCUCGACGUCCUGGUUCUCCCAACGGAUACGACUUCCGAAGAGAGCGUGAACCACCUAGAAGAGACAGUCAAGUCCAAGUUCGGGAUUCCCGAUGUCUUGGUCAAUGGCGCCGGUAUCUGGGCGGGCGGCGACACGAUCAUUGGAGAGAGCAAUCCGAAGGACUGGUGGACAGAUUUUGAAGUCAAUGUCAAAGGAAGCUACCUCAUGUGCAGAGCGUUUCUCCGGUUAGUAGGUUUAGAGAAAGAAGCAACUAUCGUCAACGUCAACACCUGGGGAAUGCUUUCAACUGGACCGGUAGGCACUAGUUACCCCAUCAGCAAAUUAGCGCUGGCUAGAUUGUCGGAAGCUAUUCCUUCGGCAUAUCCAAAAGUCUCUUCGAUGAACUAUCACCCUGGAAUGACAGUCACUGAAAUGGCAGAGCUUCAUCCACAGGUCCUCCAUUUCUGCAAAGACACCGUCGAACUCCCCGCCGGCACUGCCGUGUACUUAGCUUCGCCCCAUGCGCAAUUCCUAAGCGGGCGAUAUAUGUCCGCCAACUGGGACGUCGACGACUUAGAAGCAAAGAAGGAUGAAAUUAUCGAGAAGAACCUACUGAAAAUGGAUCUGAAAGGCGAGUUUGGGAGCGCGGUGGCGACAACGCCCUUCUCCACUACAGUCUUGUAUCCUGCUAAGGAGGGCGCAAAGUUCGAUAUGGACUACCUCCUCAGCAGCCACAUGCCGCUAGCGAUGAAGCAUUGGGCGCAGUACGGCCUCAAGGGCUAUGAAAUCACCCAGUACGAGCCCAUAGGCGAGCAAAAGCCGCUCUACAGCGCGCAGGUCGUUAUGAAAUGGGACAGGCCCGAGAGCGUGGAAAUGGCGAUGCGGGCGCCAGAGGCGCAGAUUGUGUAA